AUGCAAUGUCUUGUGCAACCCACACUGCGCUGUGCCUAUACUGAUGAUGAUACUACUAAUAUGAGUAAUGAUACCAAUUGGAGCAACGACUGGGUUCUGCGUGUCUCUUACUCCUUUUCCCUUGUUGUUGAUGUAGUCUGCCGGACCCGCUGCCUAACUGACGCAGUGGCAGUAAGGCGGGUGGUGGCUUUGUCCAGCUUGGGUGUGGAAGCCCCCUUGCGCCUGGCAGCAGCAAACAGAGUAGCUGUGCCAGUGCUAGUAGCCGUCGUGGCGGCGACAACAGCAACAGUAGGAGGAGGUUAG
Molecule: messenger RNA, 303 nt
Organism: Trypanosoma grayi
Lineage: Eukaryota; Euglenozoa; Kinetoplastea; Trypanosomatida; Trypanosomatidae
Exons: 1
Coding region: 1-303 (100 amino acids)
Source: RefSeq, a predicted model, not a curated record